UGGUAUUUGGUAUCACACAAUCUCCAGCUUUUGUAUAAACGAGAGUCAUAAAAGACAAAACAAAUCGCAAAAUGUUUCAAUACGCCGUCGUUCUCUUCGCCCUCAUAGCUUGCGCCGCUGCCAAACCCGGUUUCCUUGCUGCCGCUCCAUUGGCCUACGCUGCUCCCGCCGCUGUGGUUGCCGCUCCAGCUCCCGUUGUUACCGCCACCAGCAGCCAGGUGAUCGCUCGCAACUACAAUGGCAUCGCCGCUGCACAAAUUGUUGCUGCCGCACCAGGAGUCACCCCCGUUGUUGCCCGUUAUGCCGCCGCUCCAGUAGCCACCCCUGUUGUUGCCGCUCCAGCUCCCGUUGUUACCGCCACCAGCAGCCAGGUGAUCGCUCGUAACUACAAUGGCAUCGCCGCCGCUCCAGUUGUUGCUCGUUAUGCUGCUGCCGCUCCUUUGGUUGCGUCUCAUUAUGCUACAGCUCCACUUGUCUCUUCCUUCCUUUGGUAAAUAAAGGAGUACUUAGAGAAAUGGAAAGAUCAAAUGAUGAAUGUGAAAUAAAUAAAUGGAAUUGAAACAAUCUGAA
Bactrocera oleae (olive fruit fly) is the source of this 570-nucleotide messenger RNA. RefSeq names its product cuticle protein 70, isoforms A and B. The record is from RefSeq and is a predicted model, not a curated record. Lineage: Eukaryota; Metazoa; Arthropoda; Insecta; Diptera; Tephritidae.